UUUCGCAUUACAGGCAUUUGUGGAAAUUGAACAAGGUGGCAACCAGUCCUGUCUAGAAGCAACCAAAUAUAACCUGGAACCGUUAUGCACACACCCUUGGGGGCGUUUUCAAUGGCUGAGGAACCCAGGCCCCCAGCACGAGAAACGGACUCUCUUUGGAGACGUGGUGUGCUUCUUGUUUAUCACUCCCCUGGCAACCAUCUCUGGCUGGUUGUGUCUACGAGGAGCAGUGGACCAUCUGCACUUUAGUAGUAGGCUAGAAGCUGUUGGCCUCAUUGCGCUCACUGUCGCACUCUUCACUAUUUACCUCUUUUGGACCCUAGUAUCCUUUAGGUAUCACUGUAGAUUAUACUAUGAAUGGCGGCGGACCAAUCAGCGGGUGAUACUCCUAAUCCCAAAGUCUGUCAACAUCCCCACCAACCAGCAGUCCCUGCUGGGCCUGCAGUCCCUCAAAAGGAACUCAAAGGAGACAAUUGUUUGA
Messenger RNA from Leptosomus discolor (cuckoo roller), 481 nucleotides. Lineage: Eukaryota; Metazoa; Chordata; Aves; Leptosomiformes; Leptosomidae. The record is from RefSeq and is a predicted model, not a curated record.